AUCAUUACGCUUGCCCUCUCCUACCAAGUUUACGAGUAGAUUUCUAUCAAGCACAAUAAUCGAGGCGCCUCCCUCUUCACUUCUCUCUAACGCCAGUAGAGCUCCGGCUCGCCGGCGUCGGGAUCUCUCAGUAUCCCCGCUCUGUUACUUCCUCUUCAUUCCCUUUAGAUUCUCUUUGCUUUCUUUUUUCCCUUUUUGUUCUCUUCUUUUGUGUCCCGACCAAACCUCUACAGCCACCCUAGAUCUAGACGAAGGGUUGUCCUUGUGCCACCACAGCAGGAUCUGGAGUUCGGCGAACCCCAUCCUCACCUAUCCUCGCCCAAUCCUACCGUCGACGGUCCAAAAGUCCCUGAGCCUCUAUCUCUUCCGAUCCGGAUUCUGCUUCGCCCCUGAAGCUUCCUCUUCCUCCACGGCUUCUGAGUUGAUGUUUGGCGAGGAAUCUUCCAGAGAUGCGACUUAUCUCCGUUUUUGGACUUCCGUUUCUAAGAUCUAUCACAUUGAAAGCUUGGUAGACCCUUGUCAACUCCCUUGGCCAUCCCCAAAGUCUUUUGGAUCUCUGUGGAUGAGCUCAGGACUUGAACUCGGAUUGCUAACAUCCCAAACGGUUCUACCCAUUCUCCAAAAUCCCAGGUCUACUCUCUUUAUCCCUAUGAUAUCUAGUAAACAUCUCUUAGGUUCUUUGGUAGAACUCGAUGUCCGAAGACUGCAUCUGAGAAUCCAUGUACCUAGAAUGAUUAGUAGUAACAUAGAGUAUAGGAGAUCCCUGGUCUUUGCUCAAGUUGCGAAUCCGAUUGUUAACUGGAAGAACCUCAACCCGUUUAUCUCUAUGCUAACUAGCGUUUCUAGUCCUCAACAACAUCCCUUCACCUGCACCAUUUUGGUGUUAUCAACAACCCACCAGGCCAAGCCUAAAUCUCAUCUACCAAUGUCAAACCGGAUACAUGCUUUGUGUGGUGUUCUUAAUCUCCUUGGUAAAGGGCACCAAGUGAGAGAGAACCCACCUGUAUUGUUACGGUUUGAUUGUUAUCCUUGGUUAGUCAUGGAUCUAGUUCCACUUGUAUGGUUUGAUGUUACAACCUUGAAGUAUUAUGGUCUUAUGCCCUGUUAUUCCACUUUUGCAUCCGACGACUUCAAGCAAAUUUUCUUCAGCGCCAUCUUCAACACUCGGACUGUUUUUUAUCGAUGUGUUUCCUGGUGUGACCAGUUUUUCCUGACCCUCCGUUUUGGAUGUUAAAGCACUCUACCCUUGACCACCAAACCUUGGUCUACCAAAUCCUUGCCAGUGUGGUGCUCUUGUUAGUGCCCCUCGCUCCGGUGAGUUUACUGGCUAUGGAUUUGCUUUUAACGUCACAUGGUCUAUCGACUGUGACUAUCUUGUCAUCCACUGAAUUUCUCGAGGAUGAGCAAUCGAUAUACCAUGAUCUCCCUUGUUCCAAGCCGCUUUUGAGUGACUGUUGCAUAGCCCUCAUGGAUUCUAUCUCGAUUUUAUUUAUCUACUCUUUUAUGGCAUUGGGGAAUGCCCAUCUAUGUAAUCUUUGUUUCAGUUUAAACUUUGAGAUAUUUGUAUCUCUCUUUCUGUAUGUUUUAAUUUGAAUGAAUGAGAGCAUCUGGUUAUUAAAAAAAAAAAGAGACUAUUUCUUUAAGAUCGAUAGUUUCUAGUAAGAAAUAAUUAUUCU
Molecule: messenger RNA, 1676 nt
Organism: Camelina sativa (false flax)
Lineage: Eukaryota; Viridiplantae; Streptophyta; Magnoliopsida; Brassicales; Brassicaceae
Source: RefSeq, a predicted model, not a curated record